Penicillium canariense is the source of this 363-nucleotide messenger RNA. RefSeq names its product CGR1 family protein. The transcript has 3 exons. The record is from RefSeq and is a predicted model, not a curated record. The coding region runs from base 1 to 363 and encodes 120 amino acids. NCBI's taxonomy places the organism in Eukaryota, Fungi, Ascomycota, Eurotiomycetes, Eurotiales, Aspergillaceae.
AUGUCGUCCGCCGCUACCGAAGUGCCUGCUGCCGCGCCUGCAACAGCCCCGCUGGCCGCGGGCAUGCGCAAAAACGGCAAGAACUGGCAUGCCACCAAGAAGGCCUUCCGCCCUAGCGCCGGCUUAACCUCAUACGCUAAGCGUCAGGAGGUACGCAAGCAACAUGAAGCCAACAAGGACCGUGAACGUGAGAUGAAGGAGGAGAAGGAGGCCGAGCGUCAGGCCCGUAUCCAGCGCAUCAAGGACCGACGAGCAGCCAAGGAGGAGAAGGCUCGCUAUGAGAAGAUGGCUGAAAAGAUGCACCACAAGCGCGUCGAGCGCUUGAAGCGUCGCGAGAAGCGCAACAAGCUGCUCAGCUCUUAA